This is a messenger RNA of Dentiscutata erythropus, 139 nucleotides long. The record is from the annotation of a GenBank genome assembly. Lineage: Eukaryota; Fungi; Glomeromycota; Glomeromycetes; Diversisporales; Gigasporaceae.
ACUUGUCAAAGAGACUUGUCAAAGAGACUUGCUAAAGAGACUUGUCAAAGAGACUUGUCAAAAAGACUUGUCAAAGAGACUUGUCAAAGAUACUAGUCAAAGAGACUUGUCAAAAAUACUAGCUAAUGAGACUAAUUAA